Messenger RNA from Aspergillus bombycis, 915 nucleotides. RefSeq names its product putative mitochondrial carrier protein. The transcript has 4 exons. NCBI's taxonomy places the organism in Eukaryota, Fungi, Ascomycota, Eurotiomycetes, Eurotiales, Aspergillaceae. The coding region runs from base 1 to 915 and encodes 304 amino acids. Gene Ontology annotation, biological process: transmembrane transport. Gene Ontology annotation, molecular function: transmembrane transporter activity. The record is from RefSeq and is a predicted model, not a curated record.
AUGUCCUCAGACUUCUGGGCUGGCUACCUUAGUGGGGCCAUCGGGAUCAUCAUUGGAAAUCCUCUAGACCUUAUCAAAGUCCGAUUGCAAGCCAGUCGUGCUACAGAUGCAGCUGCAACAUUGCCACACCAGCAAUUGAGCCGCUUUGAGAGCACCGGCUCUCUCGUGCGAGGUGCUGCGGCUCCAAUUCUCGGAUAUGGGGCUCUAAAUGCUAUACUUUUUGUUGCCUAUAACCGGUCAUUGAUGCUCUUGGACAGUUCCGUGACAGACCCCACAGAUCCUCAAGGAAUUUCACUAUAUAAAUUAUGGCUUGCCGGUGCUGCAGGUGGAGUGGCCAGCUGGACUGUGUCGUCUCCGACUGAGUUUAUCAAAUGCCGAACGCAACUUGACACACGCCCGGGAGUGUCAUCUUGGACCGUCACCAAAGAUAUUGUAAGGACCCUUGGCUGGAGGGGCCUUUAUUUCGGAGGAGUGAUAACCUGUGCUCGAGACUCUAUUGGCUAUGGAUUUUAUUUUUGGACUUAUGAGUAUUGCAAACGUCUCAUAGCUUCUAAGGAUGAUGGUGCACAGCAGACGGCAAUGAAAGUACUUCUUUGCGGUGGUGUUGCCGGAGUAGCUACAUGGGCUUCAGUUUAUCCGCUGGACAUGAUCAAAACUAGACUGCAGGCGCAGGGGCUCGGGACACGUCCUGAAGACCAGCCUCUGGUGCGGCCUCAAAAUGAUAGACGGGCGCUGAACAGCUUUCAGCUCGCUAGGGAGACCUAUCGGACAGAAGGGCUGAAGGCCUUCUAUCGCGGGUUAGGAGUGUGCAGUGUAAGGGCAUUCAUAGUAAAUGCUGUCCAGUGGGCAAGCUACGAGUGGCUUAUGGUGUAUCUCGACAACCCAUGGAAUCAGACACAUGCACAAGUUUCAUAA